Molecule: messenger RNA, 447 nt
Organism: Plasmodium cynomolgi strain B
Lineage: Eukaryota; Apicomplexa; Aconoidasida; Haemosporida; Plasmodiidae
Exons: 2
Coding region: 1-447 (148 amino acids)
Source: RefSeq, a predicted model, not a curated record
AUGUCUGACAAAAGGGAUUAUAUCUUGAAAGAACAUGAUCGUAAUCCCCGUAAUAAGGCCGUUAUAAACACUUGCACAAAAUUUUUAUAUUAUUUAAAAACUAAUGAAAUUCCAAAUAUACCAGACUCUCCCUAUGACGUGUGCCCACUUUUAAAUUAUUGGAUAUAUAGCCAAUUAAAUAUGAUUUAUUCUUAUGAUUCUAAAAAUAUUAUACCAACAUUUGCGGAUAUUUUUUAUAAAUGGUAUAAUUUUUUAGAUGAAUUAAACAAAACCGAAAGAAAUACAUGUAAACCACCUAUUGAUAGUAUUGGUAUUUAUGAGUGGAGAUAUAGAAAGGAAAUGUAUGAAUACUAUGUAUAUUAUUAUCCAAUUAAACAAUCUCUUGUAUCCUAUCCACAAAGACAGGAAGAAUUCUGUCAAUAUGUAGAAAGUAAAAAAAGACUAUAA